GUGACCUCCCUGACUGCAAAUAAUAGGGGUUCCAGCCAUUUAUCCCAGUUUCUAGUGUCCUCACGCAUGAACUUAUGAAUCAUAUUCAUUAGGGAUCGAUUAAAUCAUUUGACCAGCCCAUCAGUUUGUGGGUGAUAAAUGCUGGUGUGAAUCAAUUUAAUCCCUAGCAAUUCAUAAAGUUUGUUCAGUGUACGUGACAUAAAUGUGCUUUGAUCGGUGAGGAUUUCCUUCGGAAUCCCCAACUGGGAGAUCAUUUUGAAGAGUGCCUCUGCAACACUGCGUGCUGAGAUGUUGCGCAAAGGCACUGCUUCCGGAUAUCACAUUGCAUAGUCCAUCAGGACUAAUACAAACCGAUAUCCACGUGCUGACCGCUCUAAUGGCCCGACGAGGUCCAUGCCAAUUCUUUCGGGCGCAAUGGCACACUUGGGGUGGCCGGUGGAUUCACCAACUGACAUUCACAGCAUGCUGCACACCAUCUGCGAACAUCCCCAUGAAUGCCCGGCCAAUAAAAGUGGGCCAUUAACCGGUGCAGUGUCCUUUCUUGUCUUAAGUGACCCGCCAUAGGAUUAUGGUGAGCUGCCUGGAAAAGUGUUUCCUGACAGCUCUUUAGGACUAAUAACUGGGUUGUAUUUUCAUGGGUUUGAGUGUCCUUGUCACUCGAUACACCCGUCCCUACUAAUCGAAAAAUAUGGAUAUGUGAGUGCGACGUUAGGCUGGAGCUGCUGGCCAUCGAUCACUCUCACUUGGUCAAAGGUGUGCUUAAGUGUUUCGUCACGUGACUGCUCUAGAGGGAAAUCCCCCUCUGGGUAUUCCCUAAGUGCGGGAAUGCCAGUGGAUUCCCUCCCUCCUACAUCACUGAUGCUGAGCAGCCACAGAGGACCCCGGCUCCGCCUCCCCAGCCAUCGCGUCAAAUGUCACACACCGAGAUUUCGGUUUAUAGGACCCAUCCACAUAUCGCUUUUAAUAAACUUUUAAACCCCAGCCAUUUGGUCCCCAAAAUCAGUGGAUGGGUGAGGCGGGAAUUAACCAUGGCCUCCACUCUAUGCUUUUUCCCCUGGAAUUGAAUAAUGGCUGUCACUACCGAAUAAUUGUGAACAUCACCAUGCACACACCUCACCAUUAUCUUGUGUUUUGCACCCAAAGCCCCAUCAUGAACCAAGCCGUGGUGAAUCGAGGUUUGAUUACAACCAGAAUCCACCAGGCCGAUCGGGGGCGGUCUGUGGCAUGUCGGGGACCCAGACCCAUGUCCCCACCUCCAUUACAUGUCAAGGCUCCCCGCAAAUCCAACAGACCGGCCCAGGCUUCCCGGCUGCACUCGUGGCAGCAGAGACAUCAUCCUGGGAGAGGCGAUGGAGAGGGAUGGGGGGACUGGCGUAUAGUGCAGCCCACAGAAGCGGGGCACCAAUUUGGAUGGCAAAACUCCCCAUUUCCAGGGAGCUGUUACAGGAGGAAAGGGAGGGACAAGAGGGGGAGGAGCACCAGGAGAGAGAGAGAUAUGUGGACUGUUGCUCACCUGCUUCUGGAUAGGCCACAAUAUGGGUGAUGGCACUGGACCCAUUCUGUGGUUCCCUGGGGAAGAUGAACAGUCAACUGCUCCAGCACCAUCAGAUCGAUGACAUCCUCCACGUCGCGGCCUUCCUUGGCUAGCACACACUUCCGGCAGGCAUCACUGUGUUGCUGGGCAAAUGUGAAUGGGUGGCUGGUUUUGCUAAGGGUGAGGGAGUGGAACUGCUGCUGAUGUUCCGGCAUGUGGCCGACCCGUUGCAGGACAGCUGACUUCAGCUUCGAGUAGUCCAGGCGGUCCUCAGCAGGUAAUUGCUGUGCCGCGAGCUGGGCCUCCCCAGAAAGCAACGGCAGCAGGUGGAGGACCCAUUGUGAUGGUGGCCAGCCGGAUCGUCCUGGGGCCCCAUCUUCAUGAGCACAAGGUGCGGCUUCAUUGCUGCUUCCGGGGCCGCUGUGGAGGACCCGCCUGGAGCUAACCAGCUCCCUAAGGCCUGCCGAUCCUCGGCCUAUAACUGAAGGAGUUCCUGGAUGCGGUGCUCCUAGGCAAGGAGAGCUUGAUGGAGAGUCUUCUGGAUGCUAGUCAAGGUGCGGAUGACUUCGCCCAGCGGUGAGGUGUCCAUGGCAGCCAGUCUUCUUCCCAAAUCCCUGGUUUCGGCACCGGUGUAGAGAUUCUGAGGGUUGGAGGAAAGAAGGAAGCGGGAGUCGCAGUCCACAUGAUGUCAUCAGAGAUCCUCAUUCCUGGUUGGCUGCAGCAGCUGCUUGUCGUGCUCCUCAGGUUCACCCUUUCGUGUUCCGCCCCAGUGGACCUGACCAAUGGGACAGAGUGCGCCGCUCGAGGACCUGCAUCCUACAUCCUGGUGUUCACUGGCCACUGGAGUCCUCAGACCUUCCCGAAACAGUAUCCCUUAUUCCGACCCCCUGCACAGUGGUCAAAAUUAAUGGCUGUGACCCAUAAUGAGCAGUAUCGACUAUGGCAGGAGGGUGCGCCGGCGAGCACUGGAAUGCAGAGCUUUGCGGAGCUGGGUCUGACAGCGGAGCUGGUGAAGGGAGCAAAGGAGGCGAGAAAGAAGAGGGCAGUGGGGUCCAUGUACCGCACAGCUGGGAUCCCCACUGGCAUCGGCCACAGCUCCACAGAACUGCUUUUGAUGCCCAGGAGUCCACUGCUGUCUCUGAUAGUGAAAGUAAUCCCCAGUCCUGAUUGGUUUGUGGGGGUAGACAGUCUGAACCUGUGUGAGGGCAGCCAGUGGAAACAGGAAGUGACCUUUGACCUGCACCCAUUUGACGCCGGCACGGAUAGCGGAUUCACUUUCUCCUCACCAAACUUUCCGACGACACCACCAGAGAAUAUCACCGUGAUCACAUCUCAGAAGCCAAACCACCCUGCAAAUUCCUUCUAUUACCCUCGGCUAACGGAACUCCCGCCUCUGGCCACCAUUUGGCUUAAGCGACAGGCUCGCUCACCUGUCCGUCAACAGAAUCGGGUGUCUAAUCAUAUUCUGCCCGAUGUAACCAAAUCUCAGAGAUUCUCAGAAACGCCAUUGGACUGUGAGGUGUCAAUGUGGUCAUCUUGGGGCCUGUGUCAGGGGCCGUGCUCUCGCGGCAGACUGCGUCAUCGCACCCGUUAUAUCCUUCUGAAACCUGCCAACAGCGGCACGCCGUGCCCCGAGUUGGAGGAACAGGAAGAGUGCACGCCACACAACUGCCUCACAUAUCAGUGAUGCUGGUCACAACACUGGCAUAGACACUUCGACGCGUCCACGUGUCCAAGGAGAGCCGAAUUUAGCCUCAUGCCAAUGCUGAGCCACAGCUGCAGAAUCCGGGCGAGCAGCCCAAGUGGACAUCAGUGAGCUGCAUCGGCCUCUCUCUUCACUGGAAAAGAAUGCCUCGUAUUUUGUUAAUAGGGACUUUGAUUAUGGGUGCUGUAUUUACAGUAAUCUGUGUAUCUUUACAUAAUCGCACUGUACUUCGCCAAUGUAGAUCUGUGGAAGAGACAACUUUCAGUUGCCAAAAACACUGUUUUAAAAGUAAUCCUCUAUCUCACAGCAAUAGCAACCAUUUACAGUAGCCUAGUUGAGUUUUUGAGUGAUCUGACAGAUGGUAUUCUUCACAAAUCAUUAGUAGUCCAUUAGUAGUCUGUCAAAGUCAAGUAACUGAUAAUAAUGAUAAUAUACGCUUGGAAAAAAAACACCAUACAAGUCUCAUACAAGCCUUAUUUCUAUGAGGACAGAUCAUGCAUUAAAAAAGCUAAAAAAUAAUGUCCAAAAUCAAUGCAGUUUACAGUAUUAUCAUGUGAAGGAGUGCACGUCAUUUCUCAUUAACCACAUACUGUUUAGACCAUGUAUAUAUGUUGUAUUUUAUGUUUCUUCUAAUAAUAAAAUAUGAAAUUCUCUCUCAGA
Molecule: messenger RNA, 3899 nt
Organism: Myxocyprinus asiaticus (Chinese sucker)
Lineage: Eukaryota; Metazoa; Chordata; Actinopteri; Cypriniformes; Catostomidae
Product: spondin-2-like
Exons: 6
Coding region: 2217-3221 (334 amino acids)
Biological process (GO): cell adhesion
Cellular component (GO): extracellular matrix
Source: RefSeq, a predicted model, not a curated record